GCGGUGGGCGGGGCGUGGCGGGUAGCAGUGGCGGCGGCUGAGCGGUGGCCGCGGUGGCAGCGGUGCGGAGCCCCAUGGUGCCGGUGCGCGGGCCGCGGCGGCUGAGCGAGGCGACGCCGCCAUGGGCUCCCUGUUCCGCAGCGAGAGCAUGUGCCUGGCGCAGCUCUUCCUGCAGUCGGGCACCGCGUACGAGUGUCUGAGCGCGCUGGGCGAGAAGGGCCUGGUGCAGUUCCGAGACCUCAACCAAAAUGUAAGUUCUUUUCAAAGAAAAUUCGUUGGCGAGGUGAAGAGGUGUGAGGAGCUAGAGCGAAUAUUGGGUAAGUUUGUCUCCAUUUUAAUAAUCUAGGUGCUUAGUUUAAUA
This is a messenger RNA of Peromyscus maniculatus bairdii (prairie deer mouse), 361 nucleotides long. Lineage: Eukaryota; Metazoa; Chordata; Mammalia; Rodentia; Cricetidae. The record is from RefSeq and is a predicted model, not a curated record.